AUGAAGACAUAUUUCAUUGUCGGACGUAUACAAGACGUUGAUAAUAGCACCACGAAUAAAACAGUCUCAUAUUCUGAUUCAAUGCGUGAUGCAAUUUCAUCAGAAACACAGAUGAAUCGGUCACAAAUAAGCUUCAGAAAGAAGUUAAGUAAUAAACUUAAAAUGAUACCUAUCGAACGGCAUAGUGGAAGUUUAAAGAUGGAAAUGUUAAAAAGAAAAGGCGAAAGUAAUUCGGUACAGAUUCUCCAUCACAGCGAAUGCUUAGAUAAGAAUGGUAACAACAAAUCAUCACCAACAGUUGAUGGAAGGCGUAAAUCUGCUUCAUUGCAAGCUUUACCAUUUGAUGAUAUUAAGCCACUAAAUAUGCAUGAAAGAAUCAUCACUGAAGCAUCACGUGAAUACAUGAGUGGAAGCAGUAUACGUGGAUCAAAAAGUUCAGGAUUACAGGAUUCAACUUCGGAUACAUUUUCAUGUGCAAUUGAUACUACUAUAUUGCAUCAUCGAAAUGCUCCAUCACUAACGCGCUUUGAAACAGAAGAUCGUGAUUUUGAUGAACGUCUUGCUACAGUAAUACAAAAUGCUGAUAUCAACGUUAGUCGUGGUUUCUGGAUGCAUGAUGACUCUUUGAAUAAAUGGACUUUACGAUUUAAAGAAUUUGAAAUUGAACAGCGCUAUCGAGCACAUUUUGCUGAAUCAUUUGACUGCCAGUGGUCUGGUCAUGAUGUAGAACGGCGUAAAAACGUAACCCUAAACGAAAAUCUUGAAAGCACAUCUCAGUACCGUUAUUCGGGUGUCACCGUGGAUAUAUUAGUUUCUGGUAUUUUACUUCUUGUUUCUUCUGCAGUAAUUUUUAUCUCCGGCACGUUCAGUACUAUUUUUAUUAUUUACUUCGUGAUUGCAUUUAUCGCUACUGUAUUCGUUAUUGUUAUAAUUGGCAUACCGUUAGUUAGAAGUCGUACAGUUUUCCCGUUUCUUAUUCGUUGGACAUCAUGUCACGUAAUUGGAUUGAUACUCAUUCUGUUGCCGGCGGGUGUUGCAUUGACCAUAGUACCUAUAUGUAAUAAUUUAGCUUCCCAGGAACAUACAUGUGUUUCACCAAAUUUGCUUACUCAGCGGAUUUUGUUUUCUUACAUAUUUCUUGUUGCAUUGUUUGCGCAUUGCAAUUUUUCACAACUUUCUACUUGGCCAAAAACAGCUCAAGCACUGUUAAUUGGGAUUAUAUUUCUACUCCUUACAUACCUUUGUCAGUCUCAUAUCGGUAUGCUAAUCGAACGGUCAUCGAAUAACUCAAGCAAUGAACCACGUUUCUGCAAUGGUAGUGUACCAUUGUGGGCAUUGGGACGACUUGGCUCUCCCAUUAAUGUGCCAGAAAUUUUAGUUGAUAUAUUUUUAGUCGUUGUGCUGGUUGCUUUUCUUAAUUAUCAGUUCGAAGCAGCAUUUCGGAUGUCCUUCUACGGUGAUGAACAAGCUCGACGUGAUACACAACAGAUGCAAGCCGUACGAGAUCAGGCUGACUGGUUGUUAACAAAUAUAAUCCCACAACAUGCUAUUGAUUCUCUCAAAUCAAGUACCAAAUAUUCAGAAAAUCACGCGUUAACAGCAGUACUUUUCGCCACCAUCACCAAUUGGAAUGAAAUGUACGAAGAAACUUUCGAAGGCGGUAGAGAAUUUUUACGAGUAUUGAACGAAAUUAUUGGUGAUUUUGAUGAACUGCUGGAUAGGGCAGACUUUUCACAAGUGGAAAAAAUUAAAACUAUUGGGCCAACAUACAUGGCAGCAGCAGGAUUAAAUCCUGAUCGAAGGCGAUUAGCACUGCAUCCUUAUGAACAUCUCUAUCAAGUAAUUUUUGAAUCUCAAACAUGUUAA
This is a messenger RNA of Thelazia callipaeda (thelaziosis nematode), 1866 nucleotides long. NCBI's taxonomy places the organism in Eukaryota, Metazoa, Nematoda, Chromadorea, Rhabditida, Thelaziidae. The record is from the annotation of a GenBank genome assembly.